Molecule: messenger RNA, 5626 nt
Organism: Apis cerana (Asiatic honeybee)
Lineage: Eukaryota; Metazoa; Arthropoda; Insecta; Hymenoptera; Apidae
Gene: Pfk
Product: ATP-dependent 6-phosphofructokinase
Biological process (GO): fructose 1,6-bisphosphate metabolic process; canonical glycolysis; fructose 6-phosphate metabolic process
Cellular component (GO): 6-phosphofructokinase complex; cytoplasm
Molecular function (GO): fructose-6-phosphate binding; AMP binding; identical protein binding
Source: RefSeq, a predicted model, not a curated record
GACACUUGAUUUUUAUAUAUAAAAAAUUACGUUAUUUACAAAUUUAAUUUCAAUAAUCUAUUCUAUAUGCAUUAUCGUUGUUCUAAUGUUUUGAUGCACAGUAAUUUGAUAAUGUGCCAGAUUCUAUUGAUUCUUCAAACAUAUGCUAUUUUAUUUUAAAAUACGAAGGACUAUCAAUGACGUUUUGUAUGUCCUUUAAAAAUACCUUUUUAAGGUUAUAUAUUUUAUUUAGGACAUAGAAAUUAUCUUUUAAAUUUUUUGUAUAUUUAUUUUUAAAAUAUGUCCAUAAAGAAUGAUGAAACACAAUGUCCUUGCACAAUCAAAGAUGAAUCGAAGAAGGAAGAUUUUUCUUUUCUCCUUCCAUUCCUUCCAAUACAAAAUGACAAAGAACAAGGUAAGGAAGACUUAAAUGCUAGUAUGUCUUUUUAUAAUAAUAACAAUGAUAAAAGAAGAAUUUAUAUUCAGAGCUUGGAAUCAAUGGCGCUUCCACAAGAAUACAAGUGGUAUUGGAUAGACAUGGCAGAAGAUUUAGCAGCUCGGAGAUUUAUAAAACCUGGUAGUCAUAAAGAUAAAGGCCUUGCAGUUUUUACCAGUGGAGGUGAUUCUCAAGGAAUGAAUGCAGCAGUUCGAGCAGUUGUUAGAAUGGGUAUUUAUCUUGGAUGUAAAGUUUUCUUUAUUAAAGAGGGCUAUCAGGGUAUGGUAGAUGGUGGAAAAAAUAUUCAAGAAGCUACUUGGUCAUCUGUUUCUUCUAUCAUACAUAAAGGUGGUACAGUAAUAGGAUCUGCUCGAUGUCAUGACUUUGAAGAACGCGCUGGUCGCAAAAAAGCUGCAAAAAAUUUAGUAAAACUUGGAAUAAGUAAUUUAGUUGUAAUAGGUGGUGAUGGUUCACUUACUGGUGCAAAUCUCUUUAAGGAAGAAUGGUCAAGUCUAUUAAAAGAAUUAGCUGAGGAAGGAGAAAUUACAAUAGACCAAGUAGAAAAAUAUGAACAUUUACACAUUGCUGGCUUAGUAGGAUCUAUUGAUAAUGAUUUUUGUGGAACUGACAUGACUAUUGGUACUGAUUCUGCAUUACAUCGUAUUAUCGAAAGUAUCGAUGCUAUUGUUAGUACAGCAUAUUCCCAUCAAAGAACAUUCAUAAUGGAAGUUAUGGGUCGGCAUUGCGGGUAUUUGGGAAUUGUGGGUGCUUUAGCGGCAGAAGCAGAUUUUGUUUUCUGUCCAGAAUCACCUCCUCCUGCUGACUGGCCUGAUAAAUUAUGUAAAAAAUUGGGGCAGGAAAGACUUAUGGGACAACGACUUAACAUUAUAAUUGUAGCUGAAGGUGCACUAGAUAGAAAUGGUGAACCAAUUACUGCUGAAAAAAUUCAUAAAGUUGUUGUAGAAAAGCUACAACAAGAUACAAGAAUUACUGUUCUUGGUCAUGUUCAAAGAGGUGGUAAUCCAUCUGCUUUUGAUAGAGUUUUGGGCUGUCGAAUGGGAGCAGAAGCAGUAAUGGCAUUAAUGGAAGCAAAGCCAGACACUGAAGCAUGUGUUGUUACAUUAAAUGGUAAUCAAGCUGUAAGAUUACCUCUUAUGGAAUGCGUUCGACGUACUAAGGGAGUAGCAAAAGCUAUGGCUGAUAAAAAUUGGAAUCUCGCAGUUCAACUUCGUGGAAAGGGAUUUGCUCGUAAUUUGGAAACAUAUAAAAUGUUGACCCGUUUAAAAGCACCUAUAGAAUGUACUAAUCCCAAUAAGGAAAGUAACAGUCCCACAUUAACAAAGCAAUUCACUUUGUAUGGACAAAGUUGCCAUUAUACAUUAGGUGUAAUACAUAUUGGUUCACCUUCUUGUGGUAUGAAUGCUGCUGUGCGUUCUUUUGUUAGAAAUUGUAUUUAUCGAGGAGAUAAGGUUUAUGGUAUUUGUGAUGGAAUCUUAGGUCUUAUAACUGGAAAAUUUAAAUUAUUGGAUUGGCCUUUUGUCACUGGUUGGGUAUCACAAGGUGGUGCUCUUUUAGGAACUAAACGUGCUCCACCAAAAGAGGAUCAGUUACCACAGAUUGCUCAGAGACUUAAAGAAUAUGAAAUUCAAGCUUUACUUAUUAUAGGAGGAUUUGAGGGUUAUCAAACAGGACUUACCUUUAUUAAUGCUAGAGACAAAUUUGAAGAAUUUCGAAUUCCUAUUGCGAUGAUUCCGGCAACUAUUAGCAAUAAUGUUCCAGGAACUGAGUUUUCAUUAGGAUGUGACACUGCAUUAAAUGAAAUUACGGAGAUCUGUGAUCGAAUCCGUCAGUCUGCGCAAGGUACAAAGCGUCGAGUAUUUAUUAUUGAAACUAUGGGUGGAUAUUGUGGUUAUUUAGCUACUUUGGCUGGAUUAGCCGGUGGAGCUGAUGCAGCAUAUAUUUUCGAGGAAAAGUUUAAUAUUAAAGAUUUAAAUCAAGAUGUUAUUGCAAUGGCUGCUAAAAUGUCUGAAGGUGUACAGAGAGGUCUUAUUUUAAGAAAUGAAAAUGCAAAUUUAAAUUAUAGUACAGAUUUUAUGCAAAGACUUUUUAGUGAAGAAGGAAAAGGCCUCUUCAGCUGUAGAAUGAAUAUUAUUGGUCAUAUGCAGCAAGGAGGUUCACCAACUCCAUUUGAUCGAAAUUUAGGCACAAAAAUGGGUUCUAAAGCAGUUGAAUGGUUUAGUGAACAACUAAAAAAAAAUACUGAUGCUGAUGGUAAAGUAACAGCAAUGGAUGAUGAUAGUGCAGUUAUGAUUGGUAUCGUGCGACAACAUUAUAAAUUUACACCAUUUACAGAACUUCUUGAAAUGACAGAUUUUGAACAUCGCAUUCCAACAUAUCAAUGGUGGAUGAAAUUACGACCAUUACUUAAAGUUUUAGCAAAACAUGAGUCUACAUAUGAGGAAGAAGGUCUUUAUAUCACUGUAGAAGAAAUGGAUGUUGAUAAUGAUUCUCUUGUAUAAAUUACAAAUGUUUGCAGUAAAAGGUAAUGUUCCAUAUACACUAUUCAUAGUAGAUUUUGUUAGUAUUGUAUGACAUUACAAUAAUUAUUUUGCGUUGAUAUUUAUGAGAGAAAAAUAUCAAACUUUGGAUAUACAAUCAUAGAAUUUAAUAUUCUGCAAACAUUAGUAGGUUAACAUGAAAUCAGAAUGUAUCAUGCACACACGUAUCGUUUAUACAUUCAAUUACAUAAUAAUAAAAUGCGCGCUAAUAACUAAUCUUUUUAAUGUAAAUUGUUUUAAUAAAUAGUAAAUUAUUUCAUAUUAUUGCUAUAAUCACAAGAUAUAGAUUAAUAUUUUGUUCAAAAAAAUAUAAUUAUAUAUUUUGAUUGCGGUUUAAAGUUAAGUAAGAAGUAGGUACAAAUAUAGUACCUGAAAUAUGAAGGUAAGCUAUAUUUUAGUAAUAUAAGAAAAUGAAGAUAUUGAAACAUUUAAAAAGCAUUUUCCUAGAUAAAAAUUGAAAAUUAUAUUCUUAUUUACAUUGAAUGUUAUUAGAAUAUAUAAGCGCGAGAAAACAUCGAAAAAUAGAAUAAACAAAAAUAUAAAUAUUAAUAUGAUAUAAAACAUUUAAAUGUUAUAAUAUAGUAAAGAAGCAUUCGAUUUAACGAUUAUAUAUGAAUAUAAUGAUAAAAAUGAAUACAAUUAAUGACGUUUAUCUCUCGAUAUGACAUUUGAAUGCAAUAGCUUCAAAUUUUAGAUUUUAUGAACAUUUUAAUAUAUUUGACAUCGGAUUUUAUUCUCAUCUAUUUAAAAUUUGAUACCAAUCACAAUAAUUAUAUUGUAAUUGUAUGAAUCUUAAAAGUGCAUGAUAUUUAUGUUAUCUAAUUUUUUUUUUUUGAAGCUUUAACAGAAAUUCAUUAGAAUGGCAAAUCGCUUUUAGAAAAUAUUGUAAUCUUUCAAUUUUUUAAUUGCAACAAUUUGAACUAAAUAUCAAAUUAUAGCUUUCAUGGCUAUUUUACAAUUUUGCAAGUAAAUCUAUUAGACUAUAUUUGUGGUCUGAGAUAUAAAAUUAAACAUAAUGUGGCAUCUUUCUUUAAUGGAAACUUAUCAUUUGGUUUAGCUUUACCUAUAGCUAUGAAAAGCUAUUCAAAGAAUAUACUUGUCUACCUCAAAACAUAAUUUGCAACGACAAGCGAUACUUAGGACAAACUAAAAACCUAAGUCUUACUGGUUGCAUAUAACGUUAAAAGGUUUUGCUAAGAUUUAAGGCUUGUGACCACAAGAAUAUUUAGAUUUAAUUCAUGUUAUUAUUGUACUCGUAUUAUCAUCGUACAGAUAUUAAACUCGAAAUUAUUUCUUCAAAUAUAGAAACAUACAAUUCCUAUAAAGUUCUAGUUCCAAGUAAGUUAUUUUAAUAUAAAUGAUCAUGAUAUUUUACUGAUUUAUUUAUAUUUAAAAAAUGGUAUGAAUAUUAUGGAAUAAUGUUAAUUAAAGUUUGCCAAUGCAUGUAAAAAAUACUAAUACACUUUUAUGAAACUAAGUGACACGUCCAUUUAACAUAAAAUACAAAUUGUGCAAUGAUCACAAUAUUAUCAUAUCAAUGAGCACUUACAUUCCUGGUUAUUGUUUUUAAAAUAUUUAUGUAACAGCAGUCAAAUUUACUUAUUUGAGGUAAAAUAUUUCUCAUAAAUAUGACAUGAAUAAGUAUGUACAAAGUAUAAUAUGUAUUUUUCAUGGAAUCCUAAAUUAAGUUUAAUUAUAUAAUAACAAUAAAAUUUCAUGUCUAUUUAUAAAAAAAAAUUAUGCACAUUGUUUAUUUAAAAUCAAUAUCUAUUUAUUAAAAAUAUUUAUUCAUGUAAACAAAAUUUUAUGAAAAUAAUCUUUACAAAAAGAUUAUAACAAUUUAAAAGAUAUUCCUUUGCAUUGCCUUCAUAUAAGAUUAUUAAAAAUAUAAAUUUAUUGUGGCCUAAUAAACAAAACGAAACUUAAACAGCACUUAUAUUCAUGUAUUAAAAUAAGCGCGAAUAAAUAAAAUAGCGAAUAAAUUGGAAUAUAUAUAAAAGAAAUUAUAAAAAUUUAUAUAAAUUUAAUAAAAAGAAUAAAUAAAAAAUAUUAAUGCUACAGUAAGUGCAUAGGUUUUUGCGUAUAAAAAUACAAAUACUAUACACACAAAAUGUAUUUUGUAUAACUUUACGUGUGAUUAGUAUUUUAUCGUAUAUCAUAUGUGUUCAUUUGAAAGCAUUAUAGCAAAAAAAUCAUAUGAUCCAUUGAUAAUUAUGUUGAUUGACAAACAUAUAAUGUACAAAUGUUACAUAUAUAAACGUUAAUGUCAUAUAACACUAAUGAUAAACUAGUAAUACAAUAAAGGUAUAAUGUUGGAAAAGUAUUAUUUUUACGAUUACAGAAAUAUAUUUUUGACUCAUUGUUGACAAUGAAUUUUACAGUUUAUCUCUGGCAUAAUGUAUAUGAAAUUUAGAAAUUAUUUCGUUCUGAUAUUAAAUUGUUAAAUAUGUAUUUUCUCUUUACUGUUGCAUAACUGACGUAUUUAUUUAUUAAAUAGAUAUUUAAACUUUAUAUUUAUGAAAUAUUUGUGGUAAUUAUAUAAUAUUAUAUAAUUAUAGAACAAGAAAUACAUAUGAAUAUAUGCAUAAGGAUAUUGUGACCACUGAAAAUGUACCUAAUCAAAUGUACCUAUUAAUAAAAUGUAUCUUAUAAA